Hypomesus transpacificus is the source of this 2118-nucleotide messenger RNA. It is a transcript of the gene slain2, whose product is annotated as SLAIN motif family, member 2. NCBI's taxonomy places the organism in Eukaryota, Metazoa, Chordata, Actinopteri, Osmeriformes, Osmeridae. The record is from RefSeq and is a predicted model, not a curated record. Gene Ontology annotation, cellular component: microtubule plus-end. The transcript has 10 exons. Gene Ontology annotation, biological process: cytoplasmic microtubule organization; positive regulation of microtubule polymerization; microtubule nucleation. The coding region runs from base 252 to 2108 and encodes 618 amino acids.
AAUCGCUCCGCCGCCUGUUGGUCUUUCACAGUUGUCGACGGAGACUGUGGAAAUGGCCUCGAGCUUCCCCGUGUGUACGAAUUACCCGAGUAGAUAACGACGAUGAGUAUUUUAAUUCCGUUUAAUACAAGACAAACAGUUGUCUUCACCUAAAUCCCUGCGGAGUGAAAGACAAAACAGUACAACCAGCCGCUAAACCACAAACGACAUAACGCACAGCCUCGGAUUUUCCGCGGGGCUCUCAAGCUACUAUGGAGGAUAUCAACUCAAACAUCAACGCGGAUUUAGAGGUGCGGAAGCUACAGGACUUGGUAAAGAAACUCGAACAGCAAAAUGAACAGCUUCGGAGUAGAUCUACUCUCCUGUCUUCAUCUGGAGCGGUGUCAGCGAAUAACAGACCCCUCAGUGCGGGAUACGACUCGCCCCUGUCAGCUGGAACGGGGCUGGCCGGCUUUACCGGGGUGGGGUUCGGUGGAACCGGUGGCUAUGGUGGGAUUUUGGAAAAUUCCCGAUGUUUAAGCCCCAGAUUGUCUUACGAUGGCAUCAGUUUCAGAAAGGCAUACGAGGCCGAAGGGGCAUCGGCUGCCACCUCGUACCCCGGACUCAACUCAUUCUUCACUGACGCAGAGGACUUUAUGGAUGACGCGGGUGAAACUUCUAUUCUGGACGAGGUUGAAAUACUUGAUCUCGAGGACAUGGAUUGUUUGAACGAGGAAGAAGACAGCUGGCUGUACGAGGCCAAGGUGAGCAGCCCGCUGCAGAAGGCCCUGAGCCCCAUCGUGUGGUGUCGUCAGGCCCUGGACAACCCCAGCCCCGACAUGGAGUCAGCCAAACGCUCCCUGCGCCACCGCCUGGACCUCACCAUGACAGCUAACAAGCGUCGGAGCCUGUACGGCAGCCCCUACUCUGCCCCGGGGGGCUACGGAAGCCCGUACAGCCCAAACCCAGGCAGCAGCCCCUGCAGCAGCGGCUUCCCCUCGCCCUCCUCCACACCCUGCCGGGGGCCCGUCGUCAGGCAGACCCUGCUGUUCAGCAACGCAGGUCACCAGCGGGGGUCAGCAGAGAGGAACCCCCCGGCGCUGAGCCCGCAGAGCUCAGUGGACAGCGAGCUGAGCACGUCUGAGAUGGACGAGGACUCGGUGGGCUCUACCACCACGUACAAGCUCAACGACGUCACCGACGUGCAGAUCCUGGCGCGCAUGCAGGAGGAGAGCCUGCGUCAGGACUACGCCGCCACGGCGUCCAGGCGUAGCUCCGGCUCCUCCUGCCACUCCCUCCGGCGGAGCGCCUUCAGCGACCAGGAGCUGGACGCCCACAGCCUGGAGGACGAGGAAGAGGCCCACCCGGCCUUCCACCUGCCCUCCUCCUCCUCCGCCGCCCGCUUCUCCCCCUCCCCCCGCGCCUCCCCCCGCGCCUCCCCCCGCUCGCGCUCCCCCGCCCGCUCCCUGGACCACGGCCACGGCCGCGGCUCCCCGCAGCCGAUCAUCAGCCGGCUGCAGCAGCCGCGCCACUCCCUGCAGGGGCAUGGGGGAGACACGCAGACCAGCGUGGUGAAGAACGAAGAGAAGUUGAGGCGCAGCCUCCCUAACCUGACUCGGCCCAGCCCGGCCCAGCAGGAGUCCAACAACAGGAGCUGUGAGACCAGCCUACACAACGGAGGCUCCCCCCGACACCAGAACCAGUCUGCUAGCCAGCUCAGGUAUCACGCCCCCCCUCGCUCCUCCCCGAAAACCAAGCAGCAGCUACAGAGCCCAUCAGCACUACAAGUCUCCUGUUGCUUUGGAGAAGAAGGGGAUUUUAUGCCCUCCCCCAGCAAGCUGCGUAUCCCCGCCACGCCCUCCCCCCUGGCCCUGAGGCAGCCAGUCAAGGCUCCCUCCACGCCUGGCUCCGCCCCUGGCUCCGCCCCCGGCUCCGGGACUUCGACGCCCACACGGUCCCUGGCCCCGCCCCGCAGCGGCUUGCCCCGCCCCAGUGCCUCUACGGGGGGAGGAGGAGGAGGAAUCCCCCUGCCACGCAGCAAGCUGGCUCAGCCCGUACGCAGGUCUCUGCCGGCCCCCCGGACCUACAGUGGGGUGAGAGACGGCAACUGGAAGGAAGGCUGUUACUGAGCCCAGCAGA